AUGCUGAACUAUCCAAAAAGUGCAUAUGCAACAUCAUUCAUGCCUGAUGGUAGUUCAUACAUUGCAUAUUUCAAGGAUAAUGCAUCAAUCGACGCCGAAAACCCAAAUGAAAAAUUUACUUUUUUUUCUAUUACUGCAUGUGCUGCUUCGAACGAUGAUCAACAAUUAACCAUCACAGGACAUCGAAAUGAUGUAGAAAUCAACACACAUACAACAACAAUUCUCUUUGGUAAACCACAAUUUAUUCUACUUAAUUGGAAAGACAUUGACAAUAUCAUCUUUAAUUCAUUUGGUGGUACUGCUCAUCCUGAUUGUGGUGCAUCGCCAGGGUGUCAAGUUAUACUAACUCAACUCACAAUAGGUCAAAUUGAUUGA
Messenger RNA from Rotaria sp. Silwood1, 375 nucleotides. The record is from the annotation of a GenBank genome assembly. NCBI's taxonomy places the organism in Eukaryota, Metazoa, Rotifera, Eurotatoria, Philodinida, Philodinidae.